Molecule: messenger RNA, 1239 nt
Organism: Euleptes europaea (tarantolino)
Lineage: Eukaryota; Metazoa; Chordata; Lepidosauria; Squamata; Sphaerodactylidae
Gene: PSTPIP1
Product: proline-serine-threonine phosphatase interacting protein 1
Exons: 15
Coding region: 1-1239 (412 amino acids)
Biological process (GO): actin filament polymerization
Cellular component (GO): actin filament; plasma membrane; cytoplasm
Molecular function (GO): actin filament binding
Source: RefSeq, a predicted model, not a curated record
AUGACGCAGCUGCAGUUCAAAGACUCCUUCUGGUGCAAGGAAUUCACUGUUCACACGGGAUACGAUGCCCUCCUACAGCGAUUACUCGAUGGGAGGAAGAUGUGUAAGGACGUGGAAGACUUAAUCAAACAGAGGGCCCAGGCAGAGGAACGGUACGGGAAAGAGCUGGUUCAGAUCGCUCGGAAAGCGGGAGGCCAAACGGAAAUCAACACUCUGAAGGCGUCCUUUGAAAUUCUAAAGCAACAAAUCGAAAGUGUUGGAAACUCUCACAUCCAGCUGGCCACGAUGCUGAGGGACGAGCUGAAAGGCCUAGAAGAGUUCAGAGAGAGACAGAAGGAGCAACGGAAAAAGUAUGAGGGUACCAUGGAGAGAAUACACAAAAACAAGAUUUCGCUGUACAAGAAGACAACGGAGUCCAAGAAGACCUACGAGCAGAAGUGCAGAGAGGCGGACGAGGCCGAGCUCACCUUUGAACGGAUCAGCGCCGCGGGGAACCAGAAGCAGACGGAAAAGAGCCAGUCCAAAGCGAAGCAGUGCAAAGACGCGGCCAACGAAGCAGAAAGAGUGUACAAGCAAAACAUAGAACUGCUGGACGCGGCCAGGAUUUCGUGGGAGCAAGAGCACAUCAGCACGUGCGAGGCUUUCCAGCUCCAAGAAUGCGACCGGAUUACAAUCCUGCGGGAUUCCUUGUGGGUUCAUUGCAACCAGCUUUCUAUGCAGUGCGUGAAGGACGACGAGGUCUAUGAAGAGGUCCGACUGAGCCUGGAGAACUGCGACGUGGGGUCAGACAUGGAAUACUUCGUUCAGAGCAAGAUGACGGGAACGGAGCCGCCGGUUGCGAUCGGGUACGAGAACUAUUACGACCGAGUAGCUCCAACGAAAAACUGCAGCAGUCCAAUCCCGACCUGUGGCAUGAUGAAGAGAUUCUCCGGCUUGCUCCACGGAAACAACCGCAAUGCUGCGGACACCGAUCCUUCGGCAUCUCUGGUUACCUUUCUCGUUUCCGUAGACAAAGUGGACGGUGUCUACGCAGCGAUCCACGUGGACCAGGAAGGAGACGCCGCUCUGCCCCAGGAGUACAGAGUCCUCUAUGAUUACACAGCCCAGAACGAAGACGAACUGGAUAUCCGAGCAGGUGACGUAGUCACCGUCAUCGAAGUGGGAGAGGACGGCUGGUGGAUGGCGGAACAGAACGGGCAGCAAGGUUUUGUGCCAGGAUCCUACCUGGAGAAAGUUUGA